GCGGGGCCGGAAGUGGAAGAAGAAGAAGGCGGUAGCUGAGGCAGUUCGCGAGGUUCUAGAGCCAGAGUCAGACCUACAGGUGCCAUGGGCCGGGUGAAGGCGCCCUGAGGGGACGCGCGGUUGGGCAUGGCCGGCGCUCGGACCGCCGCCGCCGCUUCGGCGGGGUCGUCCGCCUCUUCUGGCAACCCGCCGCCUCAGGAGCUGGGGCUCGGGGAGCUGCUGGAGGAGUUCUCCCGGACUCAGUAUCGGGCCAAGGACGGCAGCGGCACGAGCGGCUCUAAGGUUGAACGCAUUGAGAAGAGAUGUCUGGAGCUAUUUGGCCGUGACUACUGUUUCAGCGUGAUUCCAAAUGUGAAUGGGGAUAUCUGCGGCCACUACCCCCGGCACAUCGUGUUCCUGGAGUAUGAGAGUGCUGAGAAGGAGAAAGACACGUUUCAGAGUACUGUGCAGGUGAGCAAACUGCAAGACCUCAUCAACCGCAGCAAGAUGGCCAGGUGCCGAGGGCGGUUUGUCUGCCCGGUGAUCCUGUUCAAAGGCAAGCAUAUUUGUAGGUCGGCCACACUGGCUGGAUGGGGGGAGCUGUACGGACGCUCUGGAUACAACUAUUUUUUCUCAGGGGGAGCAGAUGAUGCCUGGGCAGAUGUGGAGGAUGUCACGGAGGACGACUGUGCUCUUCGAAGUGGUGACACACAUCUUUUUGAUAAAGUAAGAGGUUAUGACAUCAGACUUCUUCGAUACCUGUCAGUCAAGUACAUCUGUGACCUGAUGGUGGAGAACAAGAAGGUGAAGUUUGGCUUGAAUGUGACCUCCUCUGAAAAAGUGGACAAAGCCCAGCGUUAUGCCGACUUCACUCUCCUCUCCAUCCCAUAUCCAGGCUGUGAAUUUUUCAAGGAAUAUAAGGAUCGAGAUUACAUGGCUGAAGGGCUGAUCUUUAACUGGAAGCAGGACUACGUUGAUGCCCCAUUGAGCAUCCCCGACUUCCUGACUCUCUCUCUGAACAUUGACUGGAGCCAAUAUCAGAGUUGGGACCUGGUGCAACAAACACAAAACUACCUGAAACUGCUGCUUUCCAUAGUUAACAGUGAUGAUGACAGCGGGCUGCUGGUACACUGUAUCUCAGGCUGGGAUCGGACUCCUCUCUUCAUCUCUCUUCUACGCCUUUCCUUGUGGGCUGAUGGGCUAAUCCACACAUCCCUGAAGCCUGCUGAAAUCCUCUACCUUACUGUGGCCUAUGACUGGUUCCUCUUCGGGCACAUGUUGGUAGAUCGGCUCAGCAAAGGAGAGGAGAUUUUCUUCUUCUGCUUCAAUUUUUUGAAGCAUAUCACCUCUGAGGAGUUCUCUGCCCUGAAGACCCAGAGGAGGAAGAGUUUGCUAGCUCGGGAUGCAGGCUUCACUGUGGAAGAUAUCUGCAUGCUGAGACGAAGAGACCGUGGCAGCACCACCAGCCUGGGCAGCGACUUCUCACUCGUCAUGGAGAGUUCACCAGGAGCUGUGGGGAGCUUUACCUAUGAGGCUGUGGAGUUUGUCCCGGCAGGAGCACCAACUCAGGCAGCUUGGAGGAAGAGCCACUCAUCCUCCCCACAGAGUGUGCUCUGGAGCCGGCCACAGCCCUCUGAGGACCGCCAACCUUCCCACCUUGGGUUGGCUGAAGCCAAGUCUUCUAGCUCUUCAUCCUCAAACCAUUCUGACAACUUUUUCAGGAUGGGCAGCAGUCCCCUUGAGGUCCCCAAACCCAGAUCAGUGGACCAUCCCCUGCCCGGAUCCUCUCUCUCCACAGACUUUGGCAGCUGGCAGAUGGUAACGGGCUGUGGCAGUAUUCAGGAACGGGCUGCCCUGCACACAGAAUCCUCUCUCCCUUUCAGCUUCCCGGAUGAGCUCCCUAACAGUUGUCUGCUUGCAGCCCUGAGUGACCGGGAGACUCGGCUGCAGGAGGUGCGCUCUGCCUUCUUAGCUGCAUAUAGCAGCACGGUGGGGCUUCGGGCAGUAGCCCCCAGUCCCUCUGGUGCCAUUGGGGGCCUACUGGAACAGUUCGCUCGUGGUGUUGGACUCCGGGGCACAAGCACCAGCGCCUUGUGAAGUGGUCAGUCCACAACAGUUUCCUGCUCCUCUCUCAGCUGAGCCCUUAGUGGAAUCGAGCUGUGCCUGGCCAAGGGGCACUUGGAGAGCAGGGGGAAACCUCAUGCCCCCUUCUCCAUCAUGCACAUGGCAGCCCCAAAGCUGAACAGGCCCAGGAUGGGGUUUUCCAGUUCCCAGCCUCCUGCUGACUGGUGACCACUCUCAUGUCACUGCCUCCUACCAACCCUGGUCUUUACAGGAUUCCUGUCUACUCAGAACUGUGUGGUGUUUUCCUGGGGCCUUGUGGAGGCCACAACAUCAUAAAAGACCCUAUUCCUCAAUUUUGUUUCCUGGGGGAAAGAGGGUCACCUGCACUGAGAACGAGGCAAUUUCAUACCAAUCACAAAAUAAAAUCAAGGUCUUUUUGAAUGGUA
Nannospalax galili (Upper Galilee mountains blind mole rat) is the source of this 2489-nucleotide messenger RNA. RefSeq names its product myotubularin related protein 14 (gene Mtmr14). Gene Ontology annotation, biological process: dephosphorylation. Gene Ontology annotation, molecular function: phosphatidylinositol-3-phosphate phosphatase activity. Lineage: Eukaryota; Metazoa; Chordata; Mammalia; Rodentia; Spalacidae. The record is from RefSeq and is a predicted model, not a curated record. Bases 127 to 2076 code for a protein of 649 amino acids. The transcript is spliced from 19 exons.